Molecule: messenger RNA, 3704 nt
Organism: Neodiprion fabricii
Lineage: Eukaryota; Metazoa; Arthropoda; Insecta; Hymenoptera; Diprionidae
Gene: RNaseZ
Product: ribonuclease Z, mitochondrial
Exons: 7
Coding region: 282-2777 (831 amino acids)
Biological process (GO): mitochondrial tRNA 3'-end processing
Cellular component (GO): mitochondrion
Molecular function (GO): 3'-tRNA processing endoribonuclease activity
Source: RefSeq, a predicted model, not a curated record
UCCGACGGCGUUUCAGUGCCGGAUCGCAGGGUGGCGAAAACUAGGAUCCUUUAUUCUAUGUUUGAGUAACAUUGAGUAAUUCGGAUGAUUUGGAGUUUCCAACGGAUAGGACGCGAUGAAAGUCGAAUAUUGAAUUGUGGAUGGACGGUAAAAAUACAAUGAAUGAAAGGUCUUUCGGCUUGUUGCGAAGUACGCUAGUUAGAUCGAAAAAAUCUCUUAUCCACUGUUAUUUUCGCUAAGUCGCACGUGUAGGCGAAGAGAUAAUGAGCGAAGCUUAAAUAAUGACAACCAGAAACUGGUACUCAUGGAAUUUGUUUCGCUACAUUGUAAGACGUAAGGGCACGUAUUCAUCGAAACCUAACCUGAAAGAGCUGCUCUUGAAAAUGCCGCGGCCACAAAAUCAUGUCCAGGAGAUGCGGAACCAUCGGCUAAAACUCAAAGAAAAAGGAAAAAAAUAUUUACCAGGCAUUCUUUAUCUCCAGGUCCUUGGCUCUGGCUCGCGAGGCUCGCCAAGGUCUCUUUAUUUUUUCACAGACCGAGUGAGAUACAUGUUCAACUGCAGUGAGGGGACGCAGAGGCUGGCCCUGGAGCACAAGUGUAAAUUAGCAAAACUAGAACACAUAUUUAUAACAAGGCCAACUUGGGAGAAUCUGGGUGGUUUACCGGGCCUGGCAUUGUCUGCACAGGAUGUAGGCGUACCUCAAUUUGUUUUGCACGGUCCCCAGGGAACAGACGAGCUCUUCGCAGCAGCGGAGAGAUUCAUCAUCUUGAAGAGCCUGGGAGUUUCGCUGCACGAUUGCAAUUGUGACAAUAUGUACGAGGAUGACGUUAUGACAGUCAGAUAUGUUAGACUUACUAAAAAAGACUCGGGACUCGAAGAGUCUGACUCUGAUCACAGCUUGGAGUACACUGACGAUGACACGGAUUAUUACGCUCACGAAGUUAAUCGCAAUGGCAAAAGACUCAGGCUAGUGAACAAAACUGAGCAGAGGUCCAAGAUCAGGGAGUCAUUGAACUCCAACCCCAGGAUAACUGAUGUAAUGGCUUAUAUUUGUAAACUCAAACCUCGUCCCGGUGCGUUAUCCCUUAUUAAAUGUGUCGAGGAAGGCGUACCAUCCGGCCCUCUGUUGGGUAAGCUGAAAGAGGGGGAAGAUGUCACUUUAGAAGACGGCCGCAUAGUGAAAAGCGCCGAUGUUCUGGCACCUGGGGAUUCUGGAUCAGUCAUUAUUGUUUUGGAGUGCCCCACGGUAGACUACCUUGAAUCAUUAGUGGAAAACCCCGUUUUUGAAAAUUAUCAGCAGUCGACUGCCGAGGAGGAUAACAUUCCAUUCUGCAUUGCGCACUUUACACCCGUGGAAGUGAUGGCCGAUCCACAUUACAAAAAGUGGAUGAAUGAUUUUGGCCCUGGACCAAUCCAUCUGGUAUUGAACGAACAGAACGAUUGUCUCGGGAGCGAAGCUGUUCAUAGAAUGCAGCACAAGCUGCAUUUGCUCCAUCCGACCAUAUUCCCAUUUCUCAGUGAGCAGGGUUUUGACAAAGAGAACCCCCCAGACCAAAAAAUCGUUGAGGACAACGAGGAGAAACUGGUUGAACAGUUAAUGGGGAAUUCUCGUCGUUCGCCGAUAUCUGCGGCGAACAUUGAGCCUAACGAUAACACAGUUAUUCAGGCCAAGACAUUGCAUUGCAUCCAUUUGCGCCCUAAGAACGGAUUGGAUCGCACUCUGGAGCUAAAAUUACAGCCCAAAGAGUAUGCGGAUGAGGCGAUGAACAACGACGGGUUUCUCGAUGCUCUAGCAUGCCUUCAGACUGACAUAAAUUUGAAGACGAAAGAGCUGGGCGAGAUUGCAGAGUAUCCAAAAUUAAUUUUUCUAGGCACAGGUUCAUGCGCACCUAACAAGCACAGGAACACCAGCGGGAUUCUUUUUAGAAUCACCGAAAACAGCAGCAUAAUGUUCGACUGUGGGGAGGGCACUUUGACACAGCUGAUGAGAUUUUAUGGCAAGAGCGAGGCGUACAGAGUUCUUGCCAGCAUCAAGGCGAUUUAUAUUUCUCAUUUACAUGCCGAUCAUCACAUGGGAUUGAUUGGACUUUUGAAAGCUAGAAUGUGGGCAACGGAAAAACCAGCUUUUGUACUUGCACCAAAGCAGAUAUCUGCUUGGCUUAGCUUCUAUCACAGAAGAUUUGAGCCGAUAUUGGACAAAUUCACACUCAUUGCAAACGGAGACCUGACACUGAACAGCCACAAUGAAUUAUCAACCGAAAAAUGCAAUAAUUUAUUCGCACAAUUAGGAGCAAAAGAUGUAAGCACGAGGAACGUCAAGCACGUGGCAAAUUCUUUUGGUGUAUCUGUCACGCUAAAUGACGGUUUCAAAGUAACUUACAGUGGCGACACAAUGCCUUGUCGAAGCUUGGUUGACUUAGGCCGAAACAGCGAUCUGUUAAUUCACGAAGCUACAAUGGAAGAUGAGCUAGAGUCCGAGGCACGGCUGAAGUUUCAUUCCACAAUUUCACAGGCAAUCAAUAUUGGCCAACAAAUGGAUGCAAAAUUCACUCUGCUCACCCAUUUCAGUCAACGGUAUGCUAAGAUACCUAUACUUCCUGACGAUGCUGGAAAAACGGUUGGCAUUGCAUUUGAUAACAUGCAAGUGAGAGUAGGAGAACUGCCUAUACUUCCGCUCCUCUAUCCCGCGCUACGUGUUAUGUUUUCGGAAGCUUGGGAAGAACUUGAUAACAAGGCUACAAGAAGAAAACUUCGAUUACAAUAUGGUUCAGAAUAGACACACCCAUCAUUACAUACUAAGAAGAGGAAAAAUGCCUUGAAUGAAAUGGCUUUCGUUCAAACACAAAUUGAUGUAGAUUCCAUUAUUUUGUGUUCAUUUGAAGAAUGAUUUACAACAAUGCUGUUUGGCUAAUUUUGAAUAAUAUCCUUACUCAUUAUUAUACUUUAAUAUGUGUAAGUAAUACUACCUGAUACAAUUCGUGUUGAUAGGUAAUAAGAGCGGUAGUAAGUAUUUACAUGUAUUACUAAAUAUUGUAGUAAUCAAGGUAACAAUUCGAAGCGAACGUACCUGAAGCAUUGACAUGUAUCCAUAAACAUGCCAAACAGUAAGACAUGAGUGAGGUAUCACAACGGUACUCUGUAACUCAGUGUGGUAACUGGGUGUUUUGUUUCGGACAGUUUGGCAAACCAUAGACAUGUCUGCCUGUGUGGCAAACAUGUGGCAAACAUAUUGUACUAUCCGCACCAUAUCACUGUGAUCAGCUAGCUCAGUUCUAAAAUGACACAUGACAGAAUUUUGUUGUGCACGGGCAGGCAUAUGUCAGUUUUUAUCUGUAUAAAAUCGAUGACUGUAAAACUGCAUUCUAACGUUACGUGAAGUGAAUUUCAUAGCUGCAGGAAACAGCUCGACGAAUUGUCCCAUCAUCGCGGAAACAGCAAGGACAUCUCUUUUUUUCCGCGAACUUUUGAGAUUCGAAACUAAUUUUGACUAGUCUCAAGUCAUUGCAAAAUCAAGAAAUCAGAGAUAUCUCUGUGGUAUGUAUAACAUUGUUGUCCAAUACAGUAUACGAGCGCAAGUAUUAAUUAAAACUCUUCCCAUUCGCAGACUUUGUAGCCAAAAGUUGAACAACAAAGACACAGAAAUAUGUCAAGUAAAUAAAUUUAUGAUGGAUACUAUAGAAAAUUAAAAAGCAUGUGCAGACUA